AUGUCAUCUGAUGUUGUUCUUAGCUACCACGAGUCUCUGUUACACAACAGCGAUUUGGAUACUUUGAGAGAAGGCCAUUUCGUAAACGACAACAUAAUUACAUUUCACCUAGAGUAUCUGCGGCAUACAAAACUAUGCCAGUCACACAAUAUUCUCUUAAUGGACCCAGCCGCGUCUCAUUUAUUGAAGUUGAUGGAAAAAGAAUCUGUGGGACUGGUUUUGGAUCCGUUAGAGUGCGGUACUAGGGAUUGGAUAUUUUUAGUCAUCAAUGACGCUGUAUCACGUGUUUCAUCCGGUGGAUCUCACUGGUCACUGCUUGUUUACUCCCCCUUUUUUAAGUGCGCUUACCACUUGGACUCUUUGGAUUCCACCCCUAAUUAUUCGGAGGCAAUAAGUUUGUCUCACAAGUUGUCUAAUUAUCUUGGUAUUUCGCUUGUGAAUGUAAAGCCCCUUGAUGUUCUAAAGCAAAAUAAUGGGUAUGAUUGUGGGAUAUUUUGUAUGGUCUUUAUAGAGAUCAUAUGUGACAUGAUAUUAAAGGGUGAUGUGUCUUGGCAAUCUGGUCUACCUAGUGAAUUGGUUUCGCAUCAAGUGACAUCCAAAAGAAAGUCAUUACUUGAAUGUAUCAGUAAUCUUUGCUCGGCAAAUAUUUAG
Heterobilharzia americana is the source of this 651-nucleotide messenger RNA. NCBI's taxonomy places the organism in Eukaryota, Metazoa, Platyhelminthes, Trematoda, Strigeidida, Schistosomatidae. The record is from the annotation of a GenBank genome assembly.